CAAAGUAUAUUUUUAACAAAGAUUUUAGACUCCACUAAUAAUAUGUUUAUAGCAGUAAUAAUUCAUACAUAAGCUAAAUAUUCCAAGUAUCCAAGGAUACUUAGAAAAAAAGCAAUAUGUCUUAUGCAGAACAUGGUCCACGAAUUUUUUUAGCUAAUAAAUAUAACGCUGGAACACCACUGAUAUACGGUGAUUAUGUUUUGCCAAAAAAACGAUUGGAAGGUCGAUUAAAACUUUAUGAUUCUUGUUCAGAUAUUAGAGCAUGGAGUCCGAACUAUUUAGAAAAUUCACGUUAUUUUCGUGAACUGAAUGAAAAUGGUUCACCAAUUGGAAAAAUAAUACCAUUUCAUGUUGUGAUUGAUAAUAUAAUUCAUCUGAAUUCACAAGCUCAAAAUGAACUUCAGAUAGUUAAAGAAGAAUUGCAAAAAUAUAAAUGUCUUGAACUUUCUCCUAAACAAGAACAACAAUUACACAGUUUCGAAAAUAAAGAAGAAAUGAAGAAACGGUUGCAAAAUGAUAAUUGUACUACAUCAUUUCCUUUAAGGGAUGCAUUUGUUGAUAUUAGUAAAUCAGUAGCUACAAUUAAUUCAAAUUCAUGUUUAUCAAUUCACAUACCCUUUAAAGGUCAUUUUCAAAAUAAUAUAAAAGAUGAAUCAACUUUACGAAAUCGAUCAAACGAAGUGUAUCCUUAUUCUUUAACUGCAUAUGAUUCAUCUUUAAAUAAUUCUAAUUUAGUACCAUCGUUUCGAAGUAUUAAAUCAUUUCUCACUGAAGAUUUUAGUGAAAAACCAUUACCCUGUAUAAAAUGUAUUGAUGUAGCUGUACAAGUAGAAAUGGAAACGUGCAAUACAGGAAAGAUUGAUAGUCAAAAAAAAGUCAAUAAAAGUUUAACUAAAUCUGUAAUGUCACAAACAUCAUUUUCUUACAAGUACAGCGAUGAAGAUAAUAGUAUGACAGAAACAGGCAGUAGUAGUUUACAGACAAAUAAUGAUAAAGAACAAAGUUUUGAAUGUGAUGCAUCUUGUAGUGAAAGUUCACAAAAUAGUGAAACUACAAUAGAAUUUUGUACUGAAAUGCAAGCAGAAUCUAAUCUUGAUUUACAUCAAAGGAUUCAUAAAGGAAUUAUUAUUCAAACAGAAUCAAAAAUCAUUGCUUUAGAACAUGAACUAUGUGUGAAAGAUGCUGAUUUAAAAGAACUACAAGAUGUGAAAAAUGAUUUGGAAAAAUCAUUGCAAGAAAAGGAAGAUUAUAUCGAAAAUCAACAAGAGAAUCUUAAAUUAUUAUAUGACCGAUUACUGAAAUCACAUCAGCAACAUAAUUAUGAAGUAGAAAAUUUAAAACAAAAGCUUCGUUAUUACAAAUAUUUAAUAGAACAACUCCAACAAGAUCUAACUAAUAAACAUGAAACUUGUCAUUUACAAACACAAGAAAUAGAAAAACUUAAAUUAUGUGUUAAAGAUGUAGCAAUGGAGAAAACUUCCUAUAUAGAAAAAUUACAAAAAAUGGAACAAUCAGUUAAAAAAGCUGAAACGUGCAAUUUAGCAUUGCAACAAAUAAAAAGUAUCUUGCAAGAGAAAAAUGAACUUAAAAAACAAAAUUAUGAACAAUGUCGUAUAUUGGUAGAUCAAGAAGAAGAAAUAAAUCAAUUAUUGGAUCUGAUUAAAGAAAUAUCUAUCGCAUAUGAAGAACAGAGAAAAACAAAAGAUAUAUUAGAAAAUUUAAAGGCUGAGAUUCAUAAUAAGGAUAUUAAAAUUUCUCAAUAUGAGAAAGAAUUACUUUCUAUGAAACAAGAAAUUAGUGACUUUUUUAAUAAUUUGAAACAUGCUUUAAACAAUUUGGAAGAACUCAAUGGAUUAUGCGAAGAUGUUUAUAACUGUAAAAACUGUGAACUGGAUAUUAAUGAAGAAGCAAGCAAUGUGUUGCAAAAUAUAAAUACUAUUAUGACAAGAUUCCAGAGUUAUAAAAUAGAAAGUCAAAAUCUUGGACAAGAAAUAGAAAAUUUAAAGCGAUAUAUAGAAAAUAAUAAACAACAAAUUCAUCUCGAUCAGAAUUUCAGAAACAUAAUUGACAAAGACUUUUAUUACGAACCUGACAUAAAUCUUAAAAAUACAAGUGGAAAGGACAACAUGAUUGUCGUAAAUAUCAAACAAGAUAAAAGUAGUACAAAUGAAAUAGAAGUGGAAGAAGUUUCUAAUUCUGUUAACAGUAAAAAUUCCUUAUGCACAACAAGCAACAAUUUAGAUAUCUAUAAACAUAAAACUGAAUGUCACAAUUACAUUAUCAAACUGGAUAAAAAGACUAAUAUCGAUAAAGUAGAAAAAGUAUUCAACGAGUAUUUUUCACAGCCUCUAAUUAAACUUCAUUCCCUUACUCAACAAUUAAAAAUAUAUGUUGAAAUUGAGCGUCCCUUUGUAAUGAAACUAAUUUAUAAACUCCAUGAAAUUCUGGAAGAUAUUCAAUCAGCUGUUAAUAUCUCUCAAGAUAUUACAUUGAGGAAGCUACGUAUUUCUAAAUUAUAUAGCCAACAUAAAGAAGAAUAUGUAAAGUACAAUUCUUGUGUUGAAGAAGUACCCACUGAUUUAUUCAAAAUGCAAAAUAGAAUAAAUGAAUUUAUUGAAGCCAUUCUAUAUCAAUUAUUAAAUGAAAUAUUACGCACAGAACAAGAAAGUUUACAUAACAGGCAAAUUAAUUGUGCGUUUGAAAUGUAUUUCAAAUCUUGUAUCGAUCGAGUGAAUAAAGUCGUUCAAGGUGCUGGAGAUCAACGCAUACAAAUAGUUGACGUAAUUGAAAAGCAGCAAAGAGAGUUGCAAGAAAAGGAUACAGAAAUAGCUCAAUUAAAGAAAGAAAUAGCAGAACAUUUAGAAAGAAGAAGAGGGGAAGGUGAUUGUUUAAAUCAACAGGAAUUUCAAAAGAGCAUUGCAAUUAAACAAAAAUUAUCAAAAGUGAUUACAGAACUUAGUGAUAAAAAUGCACUUAUAUCAGAAUUAAAAGGUCAGCUUCAAAUAUUUAAAAACGAAUUGAAGAGAAAAAAUAAGAAUUUGUACAAUAUUAAAAAUAAAUUAUGGAAAGAAUGUCAACAGACAAGGAAACGGUUAACAAUGAAAAAUUUAGAAAUUAAGAAUUUAUACAAGAAGCUUCACAGUCUCUCUAAAAUAAAUGAUUUAAAUAAUGCUAUGGAAAACGAACUUUCAAAAAUGAAGAAACAAUUAUCUGACAUUCAGCUUAAAAACAGUAUCAUCCUAGAAGAACAGAAAGAAGAAAUUAGGAAAAGAAAUACGAUUAUUUCCCAAAAAGAUGAAACAAUAGUUAUCUUAAAAAAUAGAAUUGAAAAAAAUGAAACCAUUUCAUCUAGAGAAAUCGGGGAACACGAAAUUGUAGUAAAAGAAAAGGAGGAUGAAAUUGUAAAACUACAAAAUGAAAAUAAAUUGUUAGCUGAAAAAUUAAAAGAUAAUGAAAGUAAAUUCAUCAGAAUGAAUCAAACAAUUACGUCUUUAACAGAGCAACGUGACAAAAUUAAUAUCAUAUGUGUGGUGCAAGAAGAUCUUGCAAAAUUAGACAAAAAUAAGGAGAAAUUGAAGGCUGAGCUUAACAGCUUAAAAGUGCAACUUGUAAAUGAUCAAAAUAACAAUAAAAAACUUGAUACUGAUUUAGGCAUAAUUCUACAUGAAAAUGAAAUUUUACAAAAAUAUGUAGAAUACUGGAAAAAUGAAAACUCUGAAUUAACAAUGAAACUCUGUAAUAAAAUUUCCGAAGAAAAACUAAAAAGCCAAUUAUAUGCUCUUCCCAACAAUAUACUUCAAAAACUUGAAAUCCUUAAAAAGCAAUGUACUUCAGAAGAAAAUUUAGCAAAUCUUCAAUUUAGUGAACACUCACUGAAUAAAUGCACAGUUAAUAAAAUAAUUUUUUACAUCAAUUUUGUUUCGUUUCGUUUCGUGUUUCGGUUUAAUAUCAUUAAUAUAUUUAAUUUAUUGUUAGAUACAUCAAGAUAAGAUAAUGCCAUUAACAACGAAUUAUAUAAAUAGAGAUUUUAAAUUAAAAGCUAAUAAUCAGGAAAGAGAAAUAAAGGAAAAUGAAAUAGAGGAAGUUGAAUUGCGACAACUACUAAAUACUGCAAAUAUAACAAAAAAUAUAAAUACAACUAGUUGUACAAUGUUUAAACAAUUUGAAUCUUCAGAAAAUAACAGGAAAAUGAAAUACAAAACGAUAUCUUUCGAAAAUGUGCACUAUGAAGAUCAAAAUGAAAUUGAAAAUUUGCUAAAUGAAAUUGAAAUUAGAGAUUGCAAAAUAAGAAAUUAUACAGAAACCAUAGAACAAUUAACACAAGAAAACAUGGACCUUCGUGCUGUUCUUAAAGUGGCUAUUACAAUUUAGUUUUAUUUUAUCAAGUAUACUGUGCUAUAUUUAAUAAUAUUUUUCGUGUAUUUAAUCAUAUAUUUCUUUAUU
Molecule: messenger RNA, 4443 nt
Organism: Osmia bicornis bicornis
Lineage: Eukaryota; Metazoa; Arthropoda; Insecta; Hymenoptera; Megachilidae
Product: putative leucine-rich repeat-containing protein DDB_G0290503
Exons: 16
Coding region: 117-3989 (1290 amino acids)
Source: RefSeq, a predicted model, not a curated record